Messenger RNA from Linum trigynum, 387 nucleotides. Lineage: Eukaryota; Viridiplantae; Streptophyta; Magnoliopsida; Malpighiales; Linaceae. The record is from the annotation of a GenBank genome assembly.
AUGGAUGUUGUAGUUGUGAGGGCUCUAAUCCAUGCUUUGCGAAGUUCCAGGAUGAACGUUUCGAUGGCGGCAUGUAAUACUAUCUUGGAUUUGUCGACUUCUUCUGCUGGAAGGCAGCGACUACUUGAGUUCUCUGCAUUACAGUUCCUUAUCCCCAAAUGCUUGCAGAUACAUAUUUCACCGACGGUGGUAUCUCUGUUCUGCAAUGGCAACACGAGGAGAAAGAGUAGCUUGGCAUCGAGAGAAGACCAAUAUGCAGUCUCACUUCUACAUGUCGUUAUAACUUUAGUUAAUGCAUGUAAUGUUGAGCAAUUGGAAAGGUUCUGGGGGAAGGAGGAGGGCAUCAAUCGCAAUUGGAAAUUGGCUGUGGAAUAUUAUGUAAGGUGA